AUGCCUUGAGGACUAGGAUCGUGCCCUGUUCUGCGGGCGUCAGGUGGCAAGCACGGAAAAGGGGAAGGGCCUCGUGUUUUCGGCUGGGAUUUUGGCUCCUGAUCUCCACGGGGGCAGGAUGACUCCCCAGGAAGAGCCGGGAGAGCCAGCUGCAGCUGCUGCCCCAGCUUCCACGGAUGAUGACGGCAUGACCUGGUGGUACAAAUGGCUGUGCAGGCUGGCAGGCGUCAUCGGGGGCAUCUCCUGUGCCUUCUCGGGCCUCUGGAUGUGCGUGACCAUCCACCCCCUCAACAUAGCGGCAGGCGUCUGGAUGAUGUUGAACGCCUUCGUCCUCAUUCUGUGCGAGGCCCCGUUUUGCUGCCAGUUCGUCGAGUUUGCGAACGUCAUAUCGGCGAGGGCAGACAAGCUCCGUCCAUGGCAGAAGGCAGCCUUCUACUGCGGAAUGGCUGUGUUCCCCGUUAUUCUGAGCCUGACGCUGACAACCUUGCUUGGCAAUGCCAUCGCCUUUGCGACGGGGGUGCUCUACGGACUCUCAGCACUGGGCAAAAAGGGGGACGCCAUCACUUACGCAAGGAUGCAGCAGCUGCAGCGGAAGCAAACCAGUGAAGACGGGACAGUGGGGAUGAUGGAAGCCCAGGCUGUGUGACGCCCUCUCCCUCGGAGUCAAAGCUACUCAUUUUAGAGCCAGGUGCUCCUCCUCCUUGAUGUCAAAGAAAGCAAACUGGUUCAAAUGGUUCCGACUCCUUCAAAACUCCUUUAAAAUUCCUUUCAAAACUGAAAGAAGUUACAGGAGCACUGAAAGGAAGCAUCUCCCUGCAACAACUUUUUGAUUUUUUAAACUAAAUUAAUUCAACACUGUGAAUCUUUCAUGCUGCAGCUUUUCAGUGCCUGGGUUUUAAAGCAGCCCUCGCUCCGUUCUCAGGUCAGACUGCAAACCUCUGGUGCAGUUUUUUUGGGCUUGGUACGAAAAGGUCACUGGAUGCUGUAUUCUAACUACUGACUUCUAUCCAGGGCGUGGGAUGUGGGGGUGGAACUGUUUUGAAAACUGGAGAAAAAGGCACCAAACCCAUUUCGUCUUCUAGAGUCAUCGAGUGAAUGUUUGAAGAACUCUUAGUGCUGUGAACUUUGCCGAGGAUUUGGAGCUAUCGGUGUCUUUCUCCCCACACUCCCACCACUCCGAAGGAUUUGUGUCUGUCUGUCCUUCCUGCAAAUUGCAGUGCCCCUUUCUCAGAGAUAGUUUUUUAAUGGCAUUCUUUCUGAAUAUUAGAAGUUUUUUACAACUCGUGUGCUGAUUUUGGAAAUGCGUUUUUCUUAAAGAGGAAAAAGAGCUUGAAGAUCUCGGCUUUUUCUGUGUGGCUCUGCCUUCUUCUAGAUUUCUUUAGCAAGAGCGGCCAUGAAGGAGAAAAAGGACCAGGAAAGAGCAGGAAAGAAAGGACUUUUUGUAGGAAUCUUUGAGGCUCACUCUGGAAGGGGAGAAAGGGCUGGAGUAUGUCCUUAAGCCAGCAAAACUGCUAUUUUCACUUUGCACGGGCCACCAAAGAAGCCAAGAAGUAUUACAAAAUGAUUCUUGGUUUUCGCACACCCUGGCUCCCCCACCUCACAAAUUCUGCAGCUGCAAGCGUGAAGCUCCUUUGCUCCCAUAUAGCACAAAAACACGGCUUCCGUAAUGUAGAUCAAGAAAGACUUCCAAAGGAAUAAUAAUGGCAGAAGCCAAUUAUUCUGUUGAAAUGAAGAAAGGCUGGGGUAACCAGGAUGGCUUUCUGUAUGUGGAAGGACUGGGAAUAUCUGACAGAUCUGUGAUUCAUCAUGAAUUCCUCAGCUCAGAGUCCUUUGAUCGCAAGGGUGUCUUUGCUCCAGUUGGUGGCUUUCAAGCAUCUGGUUAAAACUGAAGUCUUCUCAGCUCUGCCUUAAUGGCACUUGCUAGGCAUAUUUUCUGUUGUUAGGUUAGCUGUAUUUUUGUUGUUGAUUUUUAUACCUGGUGGAAAACUUCCUUUCCCCAGGAACUUACAACCUAAGCCUCCUCUGUCCAGGCAUUUCAGUGAGCAGCUGUCUUGGUUUGCAUGGAAUGACAACCAUGCACACGAGUGAUUGUUGGAUCUGUGGGUUGUGAUUCUGUAUGAACCCCAGAAUGGUUGUUAACCAUGAAAACCUAGGAGGAAAAGCAUGGUGGUUGGGUUGUGGACUCCGGGUUGUUCAUGGUUAACAGCCUUUGAGUAAACUCUGGUAUCUUAUUCUCCCUAUUUAUACUGUGGGUUUAUAUUUAAUUCGUUGUGACUUCCCCCUGCUUGUGGAUUUGCUUUGAGGGGUGUAAUAAUGUAUUUCUAUUUUCCCUGGAUUUUAUAUUUAAGACUGCUGCAGUGGGGAAUCUGUUCUCUUUGGAUGUGCAACACUCACAUCCUCUGUUGAAAGGGCAAAGGGUAGGAUUAGGGCUCUCCCUUUCAGAGCAAGGGAUAUUUCUGGAAGUAACUCACCCUCGUCCCUGACAUUUCGCUGCAGAAUCACGAGGGGCUUAGUGUUGGUCUCCCCUCUUUUGAUAGUGUCUUUCAGGUAAGACAAUCGUAUCUCAAGGGCAACCAGUUUUCCCCAGAAGGGUCCUGCCUGCCUUGGAAAUUCUGAAUUCUGUGCUAGGAAAGGGGGGAAUGUGUUGCAUCCACGUUUUUGUGUGUGGUGGGCGUAUCUGGUUCCAUUGCUUGGUCACUGAAGGAACGGGACUUUUGGUCUUCCAUUUGCAAGGAAGUUCUUCCUGUUCUGAAAGGCCGGGAGGCAGGAAAGGAUGCCCGGAAACAGGAGCCUGUCCUUCCACACCCUUUCAGACUAUGGGCGGAGAAGUCAGACACGGGGCUGCUGCUGCCCCCUCGGGGCUGAUGCCAGGGGCUGGCACUUGGGAGACCCAUACCCAGGCAUGGACCCAGCACUAAUCCCGAGCCCGAGGCCCUGCUCUUCCUGCCCGCUGCAUCUGCCUGUUCGCUGGUCCUCUGCUCGGUGUCUGAACUGGGGCUAGAGGGAAGGGAAUACUCCCAACAGAGCGUGUUCAGGGCUGCGGUGGAAGCAGCGAGGGGGUGGGCCCCCGGAGGGAGCCUUGUUCUGGGGCCCACCAUCCCUUGAGUCACCACUGCCCUGACUUUCCCAAGGAGGCCCGGUGCAGCACUGUGGGCAGUGUGGCUGAUGAGCACAAGCCCCUGCUUCUCCUUUCUCUCGGGUACCUGUAUAUGCCUAUGCAGAGCGAGAGAAAGCAGGAGAACGACUUGCAAAAAUGUAAGGCAAAUGACAUACAGAAAGUCAUGCGGAAAUGCCUGUAAGGUUACAUGCAAGCUUAAAACAAAACUGAAGAAACCAUUCUCAGCAUUAAGGUCAAACUUAAGUCCUUAAGACCAGAAAACUGAGCAAUGGAAGGAAAUGGAGAUGGGCCGACUCAUCUGUUCCCAGUUACACGUAGCAACCGGAUUUGAUCUCGCCUGGACCGAUGUGCUAUUUUCUUCUCUUUAAAAAGAGCUGAAUGGAUUGAUUCUUCUGUUUGCUGGUAGAGACUCAAGUGAAAUGGCAGAUGGUGUCGUACGGGGGUAGAAUUUCCAAACACUUGUUUGUUGAAGGAAUAUGGAAUGCUCUUUUGGGGCAGUGUGACAGAACCGCGCAUGGUCUUGGCCUGGGUUAGAUCAGGGCUUGCGGCUUUAAACUUGGGCUCCUAAUGUGCUGUUAGUGCUUGGGAAGAAGAGCUUUCACACCAUGCCUUAGGAGUCUCCGGUUUGACGGUGCUUCUGCCACGGGAGACGGUUGAACUGUGGACAGCCAGUUCUUAUUUCAUGUGGAAAUGCCCAAACGGCUCCUCUUUUGUGUAUGCUGUGAAUAAAAAGACCGUUCUACCUCUGGUAA
Varanus komodoensis (Komodo dragon) is the source of this 3870-nucleotide messenger RNA. It is a transcript of the gene CACFD1, whose product is annotated as calcium channel flower domain containing 1. Gene Ontology annotation, biological process: vesicle-mediated transport. Gene Ontology annotation, cellular component: membrane. The transcript is spliced from 5 exons. Bases 119 to 646 code for a protein of 175 amino acids. Lineage: Eukaryota; Metazoa; Chordata; Lepidosauria; Squamata; Varanidae. The record is from RefSeq and is a predicted model, not a curated record.